AUGGCUAUCGCAAACCCAAUUCUCAACUUCGUCGUUCGCGGCUUCCAAGCUCUUUUCGGUGUUGUUGUACUCGGGAUCUCUGUCUCUUUGAUACGCGGUCACCACUGGGGUAGCCUCCCAGCCAGUUUGGGGUUCUCCGCUUUCGUGGGCGGCGUCACAAUCUUGGGAGCUGCUUUGGGGGUCGCUGCUCUAUUCUUGACCUUCCUAGAUGGCAUGGUUGGCUUGAUCAUUGAUGCCUUGGUUGCUCUCAUCAAUGCGGCAGGUGGAAUCGUACUCGCUAUCAAGAUCUCUGGUGUGGACUGCAACGGUGACAUAGACUACCACAGUGCUGCCAAGAUAGUCUUCAACGACAUCUUCAAUGGUGGUUGCCGCCGCGAUGAUCAGUGCUGGUACUGGUUCACCGACCCUGAAGCUAUGGUAUCGAGGUGUAGGUCGACCCAAGCCGAUUGUGUCUUUAUGUUCCUUGCAGUUCUUGUCCUCGCGGUAUCCGCCAUGCUGGCUUUCUUGCGAAUGAAGAAGGGCUACUAG
Messenger RNA from Alternaria alternata, 528 nucleotides. RefSeq lists its product as hypothetical. Gene Ontology annotation, cellular component: eisosome; plasma membrane. Gene Ontology annotation, biological process: protein localization to plasma membrane; eisosome assembly. The record is from RefSeq and is a predicted model, not a curated record. The coding region runs from base 1 to 528 and encodes 175 amino acids. NCBI's taxonomy places the organism in Eukaryota, Fungi, Ascomycota, Dothideomycetes, Pleosporales, Pleosporaceae. The transcript has 2 exons.